Molecule: messenger RNA, 303 nt
Organism: Acanthocheilonema viteae
Lineage: Eukaryota; Metazoa; Nematoda; Chromadorea; Rhabditida; Onchocercidae
Source: the annotation of a GenBank genome assembly
CGCAGCAGGUGUCCAGAUGACAUGUACUUUGAUAACGCUAGCAGAACUGCUUAUGGAUUAGCGAGGGUCGAUUUGGUUUGCCGUAAAAAAGGACGAAUCUGGAAACGAUCUGUUCAGGAAAAGAAGAAGGAGCACCGUGCAUUCACAGUUACUAUCUAUGGAAGCCGAGGAGGCCCUUACACUAUCACAAUCGGUGUGCUGCUGUAUGCCGUGUUUGGAUUGUGUUUUUUGGUAACUAAUUUGGCAUACGUGUCCGGAAUAUACACAGUCCAUAAUGCUACUCUCGUUCCGGAAGUAAGCUGA